Salvia hispanica is the source of this 2698-nucleotide messenger RNA. Its product is annotated as VIN3-like protein 2. The record is from RefSeq and is a predicted model, not a curated record. Gene Ontology annotation, molecular function: protein binding. Gene Ontology annotation, biological process: vernalization response; epigenetic regulation of gene expression. Lineage: Eukaryota; Viridiplantae; Streptophyta; Magnoliopsida; Lamiales; Lamiaceae.
CGUCUACUACAACCACACACCCUCUCAUACAUUAUUCGUUUUUACUCUCUAUACUUUUCCUCAUCUCUUCUUCAACUGCCCAUCCCUCCUCUUCCCCCCUCCCACCUCUCUCUCUCUCUCUAUUUUAUUUAGAUAUAAAAUUGUUCUUCGGUUUGCGAAUAUAGCACAUGUUUAGACCCAUUAAUCAUGGAUUCUCCUCAUAUUCUUGGUACUUGCACACACACACUCUCUCUCUAUAUGUGUUUGUUUAGGCUCUAAAAUACAAAAAGGGAAGUUUUUUAUUUUUGGGUUAUGAUUGUGUGUGUUUGGAGAUGAAAGCUUUGUCUUUCAGGUAAAGGAAUAAUGUGGGCAUACUUAUUUGUUAUUACAACCAAACACUAGCUAUGGAUGGUUCGUCCUUGGACGAGUUGGUGUUUGAUCCAUCAAAAUGCAGUAAGUUGAGUAUGGAACAAAAGAGGGAACUUGUGUAUGAAGUGUCCGAGUGGUCAGAUGGUGCCACAGAAGUGCUGCACAGCUGGAGUCAUCAGGAGAUAUUGCAGGUCCUCUGUGCCGAGCUGGGAAAGGAAAGGAAGUACACCGGCUUAACCAAGUCGAAAAUAAUAGAAAAUCUUCUAAAGAUUGUGUAUGACAAGAAAGUUAUGGAACGUGGGGCUGCAAGCGUUUCAGAAUCACAUCCUACCUCAGAAAACGGUGAGAGGACUCCAAAAAGGCUAAGGAAAUCUGAUCACCCAAACCGUCUGCCUAUCACAGCAGGUGCUGCUGUUACUAGCGUGCCAGAUGCUGAGCAAGGUAAUACAGUGUAUUGCAAAAACUCGGCUUGCAAGGCUAAAAUGAAUUGUGAGGAUGUAUUCUGCAAAAGGUGCUCGUGCUGCAUUUGUCGACAAUAUGAUGAUAAUAAGGACCCUAGCCUUUGGCUGAAUUGCAGUUCGGACCCUCCCUUUCUUGGUAUGUCAUGUGGCAUGUCGUGCCACCUCGAGUGUGCCUUACGUAAUGAAAAUUCCAGCAUUUCAAAACAUGGGCAGGAUAAAGGGCUUGAUGGGAGUUUCUCUUGUGUGUCUUGUGGAAAAGUGAAUGAUUUACUAAGCUCAUGGAGGAAGCAACUGGUUGUCGCAAGGGACACCAGGCGGGUCGAUAUACUAUGCUAUAGGCUAUCGUUGUGCCAAAAGAUUCUUGCUGGUACCAAGCUUUACCAUAAUCUUUGUGCAUACGUAGAUGAGGCAGUAUCUAAGCUUGAAGAAGACGUUGGCCCUCUCACGGGUUUACCUGUAAAGAAGGCUAGAGGUAUUGUUAACAGGCUCUCUUCGGGCCUAGAAAUUCAAAAACUUUGUGCCUCAGCUGUGGAGUCUCUCGAUAUAAUGCUUUCCGAAAGAGCAUUUGUUACACCUUCUAAUUGCAAUGCACUUGCUGGGAACUUGUUGCAGUUUCAAGAAACACGCUCGUCGUCUGUUGCAUUGAUACUGAAUUCUGAUGAUUCCAGCUUGGGAAACGUAGUUGGUUAUAUGCUGUGGCAUCGGAAAGCAGAAGAUAAGGACUAUCCAUCGGAGCCUACCUGCAGGCUGUUCACACCUGAUACAAAGCUGUUGCUUUCCAAUCUAAUCCCGGCUACAGAGUAUUUCCUCAAGGUUGCUGUGCUCGAGAAAGAAAGAGAAAUUGGAUCCCUUGAGUUUCAAUUCAGAACAGAGAGCUCCGAAGAUGAGAUGCAGAAUUUGAAUUCCAAGAGUUUAGAAGAAGAAAGAAGUCAAAGUCCGGCCACCAACUGCAGCAGUCUCUCAAAUCCUUCCUCAGUCGAGGACGAGAACAACGCAGUCUUGCCCUGCAGAAAUGAGGAUAGCAACAGAAGAGAUAAUUAUCUUCGUUUUACCAGUAAUGCUGAUAAGCUUGCUGCUUCAAAAUUGUUUGGUAAGGAUAACGACAACGAGUUCUUGGAUCCAUGCCUGAAAGAGGGCAAUGGAGAUAUUAUCUCUUUGUCGGAUGAAGAACAUAAUGCGGUGAAUUUCAGAAAUAAAGAGAAGGAGUCGUCAACCAGUCAGAUGGUUGAGGAAACGAGCACCGACGAUGGAUCCAACACUCCCCGGACAGGCUUGGAGUGUGUCCCCUACGUCGACAGCUUGCAGGUCACUCCCUGCAAGAUGGACAACAUGAAGGACGGAGGUGGAAGGAAGAAGAGGUGCAAAACCAACGGGAAGGGUAUCGACAUUGUGUCCAAGAGAGACGAGGAGCCUCAAGCAGGCAGCUCAUCAAAGAAGAGGAGUGGAGAGAGGCACGAUGAGGAAUGCCCUGGCAUCGGGGACAAGGAUUUUGAGUACUACGUGAAGGUGGUUCGGUGGUUGGAAUGCGAUGGUCACAUUGACACUACGUUUAGGCAGAAAUUCUUGACGUGGUACAGCUUGAGGGCCACUCCUCAAGAGGUACGGGUUGUGAAAGUAUUUAUUGAUAUGUUCAUUGAAGAGCCGGCGUCACUUGCAGGUCAGCUUGUCGACAGCUUCGCGGACGUUAUAUCAAACAAGCGAUGCUCGACGGUGCGUUCAGGGUUUUGUUUGAAGCUCUGGCACUAAGAGGUUUAUUGUUUUAUUAUAGGAUUGAAUUCGUGCAGAUCUUCAAGAGAUUUGCCUGCUUCAUUCUUUGAAUUUGAAAUGUGAUUGAUUGAUCAAUUGAAAUAGCUUCUUAAUCAUUUAUGAAGAAAAUAUGUUGACAGUUA